Messenger RNA from Clunio marinus, 1163 nucleotides. NCBI's taxonomy places the organism in Eukaryota, Metazoa, Arthropoda, Insecta, Diptera, Chironomidae. The record is from the annotation of a GenBank genome assembly.
AUCCUUCACAGGAAUCUUUUCUGAUUUAAAGCCUUGAACCUUUAGUUUAAUUUAUAUUUUCGUUAAUCAGAGAGCUUUUGUUAUUUAAUCCCAAAAAGACUUUAUAAUCGUUAUUGAGUCUAAUUUGAAAAGAAAUAUCAGUAAAUCAAGGAGCUUACAUAUAUUUUUCGAAAGCAAAGUAAUCAGUUCAGUUCAAGAUCAAUUAAACAAUUUAUUAUAUGACGAAUUACUUCUCAUCAUCAUCGAAAAUUUGUAUCAGGAUAUUCAAGCAACUGUGGAAUAUGAGUAGUAAUCAUUCAAGCGAUACAGAGCAAUACAGUUUUGAUCAUGACAUAGUGGAUAGCUCCAUAGUAGCUCCAGAUCUUGAAGCCGUAGCACAAGCUCUAAAUAAUUCACAUAAGACCAACGACUGUGAUGAUGAAGAUGAUGACGUCAUCCUCAUUCCACAGCAUAUUGAAACUAUCGAUUUAUGUGAUCAAACACUCCAAUCACAUCAAUUAGCUUUGAAUGAUAAUUCUGUCAUCGUUAUACCUGAUUCACAAGAUAUGAAACCAGGUCCGUCUAGACGUCGCCCUCGUAACAUUGCAUUAGGAAAUGAUGCAAUUGUUCUAGUGAAUGAUGAACUUAAGACAGUUUCUAAACGAUUAAAUUUUGAUGACUCUCAUGAAGAGAUUUCAAACAAGAAAGCAAAGAUAACUUGUCCAAUUUGUUUUGAAUCAGUCGUUGAUCGAAAACCUGUCUCGACCAUAUGUGGACACCUUUUCUGUCGCUCCUGCCUCGAAGAAGCUUUCAUGCAGAAAAAGAUUUGCCCAAUGUGCAAAAAACAUUUGGCUAGAAAAGGUUCUUACCACGAAAUUUAUUUAAAUGCUUAACAUAUUUGAUAUAAAAUUCAUAUUUUUCCUUUGAUUCAUAUCUAUUUCCCUUAUUUUAUUAAUUCGUAAUCAGAAGAGACUGAAAUUAAUAUUUUUUAAUAAUGUUCAAAGACGUUAGAAUAAACAUAUUUAAUAAUCUUCUACCACGACAAAUAUAACUCUUUAAUUUACAUGUUAAAAAUUAAUAAAAUAGGUAUUUAUGCAGUCGAAUGUAGAAGAUUUAAAAAGCUGCUGACUUAUGAAUAGCAAACGAAGGCUCGUUGAAAAAUACAUUUUUGUAAUUUUCCAUCA